ACUGUUUCUUAUUUCUUGUGCUUCAGUGAGUGCGCUCCUUCGGCUGUUUUUCACCUGCUCCGCCUUGAUGAACAAACGUUCAACCUUGACAGUUUUGUACGUUCAGGUUUUGUGUGCCCCAAAUGUACACCAGGUAUUGUUAUUGCAUGGAGAUGUUCUAACUGCAGUCUUUGUCCGGUUGGUUACUUUGCCGUCGAUACCUCCAAACAAGUAAACAUGUUUGGUUCUUGUCAAGCGUGUCCUGCAGGUGAUAUAUUUUACUAAUUUUAAUAUAAUAUAAUUUUUAUUUAAUAUCGUUAAAUCUAUUUUAAAAUAGCAUUGAUCUGUUCAUGAAGGUAGCACGUUAUAUUGUCCUUAGUGUUUAUACGUUACAAUGACAGUCUGACUAUUCAAAUUGAAUUGAACUUUUCCACAAUGGCUCCCUUUCACAGAUGCACGCUUCUUUCGUCCGUGCAUGCAUUCCAUACACAUUUGCACACCCGAGUUUAACCUCUACAACGGCAACGGCAACAGCCAUUUAGCUUCAUAAUAGUCUCUCUAAGAAGACCAUCUAUACUAUAUAAAAAGAACUUCACGGCGCGGCUCAUUUCGGAUUACUUCUAGUCAACGCACCUGCACGCACAAAUAAGUAUUGUGGUGUUAAUUUUCUUUUAUCUUUAAAGACAACCGUUCACUACAAAUUUUUAGUACUUUUAUUUUUUACAAUAACCUAACAGGAGGCUUUUACCAAGACCAAAUGGGGCAGAUUAACUGCAAGCAAUGCAGCUUAGGGACUUUCGUCUCCAAAGAACGACAUCCGGGUAUCCGUGCAACUGACUGCUGGGCAUGUCCGUACGGUAGGAAUCAUCAUAGUCAAUAUUAUUCGUUCAAUAAAUCAUAUUGCUGACGAGAAAGUAAUUUCUACUUGUAGACUAAUAGAAAUUGCUUAUUUUGUUGCUGUACACAAGUCAAGGACAAAUUAAUCAAACUCGGGAAAUGUAAUUAACCACUUUCACAUUGCCCAUAAUACACACUGUCUACCCCUCAAAAUUUUGCAUAAACGCUGCAAUAUCUCUUGGGACGACUACUAUAUCCAAGAGAAAUUGGAAGACAAUGGUUGUGGAGAACUGGGAGAUAAACAGGGUGUAUUUUAGGCAAUGUGAUAAUGACAUGUUCCUGGCUGUUUCAAUAAAAGAUACCAUUAAAAAAAACUGUAAAUCACACAACAUCACAUCCCGGGAAAUAAUUUCUCUCUUUGAUUUGAUAAGUUUUGGUUUGCGUGAUACUUGAAAUUAAAUUUUUGAGCGUUAUUGUGGACGUCAUAGGCUUUAUGAGACCCUUUCUCGGUGGAAUCACCUGAUUGAAAUUUUAAGUUUCAUUCCUGAAUCAGAUCGAGAUAGCGACAGCAGCAUUAAGUUUUCGCAAAAACAUUUAUAUUUAAAGUUUUAGUUUUUCCGAAAUCAUCCCUUGUCAAUUGUUUUUCUUUGAACAGGGACGCUCUCAAACGAACAUGCUGGUUAUCGCGCAUGCAAAUGCCUGCGUAGAUUUUACCGUUUGGAUCGUUUUGGCCCAUGUUCAGAAUGUCCAGCUCAUGGCAUCAAAUGUGUCGACGAUACAGCAAUACUUGCACCUAAUUAUUUCUGGAAAUGGGCCAAUCAAAGUAGCAAAGAGUUCUACAAAGAGUUUGUUGACAACAUCCAUAGUUUUGGUCCUGACUACAACGAUACGUACUCCAAAUUUACUAUUUCACUGCCCAAACCAGUAAAAUGUCCUUUUGCUGGGUCCUGCAAGGGAGGAAUACAUUCAGAGUGUGAAGAAGGAUACCAAGGAAACUUGUGUGCUACGUGUUCUCAUGGCUAUUACUUACGAUUUAAUUUCUGUUUGAAAUGUCCUGGAUUCUUGGUUUCCAUAAUUUCAUCAUUGGUGGUUAUUGGAGUCUUUAUUCUGAUCUUUACAAUGGUUCUGUGGGGAGACUCCAAAAAGACAGAAAAUAAUCGUACUGUUGCAGAUAUCAUCAUGUCCUGCUUUAAAAUUGUCAUCGGGUUUUACCAGGUUAUUUCCGGUGUUUUCUCGGCACUGACCAGAGUUCAUUGGCCAGUUACUCUGAUCGCAAUGGAUAAGUUUCUGAAAUUGUUUGAUGGCAAUAUCUUUCAAUUUGCACCAUGGAGUUGCGUCUAUUCUCAACUUAGACUUAACCCGUUCUUACAAUUCAUCUUGGUUCUUUCUGUUACCUUUGUUGUCGUUUCUUUUGCCUUUGUUUACAUGUUCCUUCAAUUGCUGUACAUCAAAGGCAAUAAGGAUCGUCCAGAGAGCGAAAAGCUACGUGCUCUUUCUCGGUUGAAGAGGUCUUGCUAUCGGAACAUUUUCCUGUUUCUGCUGGCAUCAUAUCCCAUGACAAGUAAAACAAUUAUCCAAAUUCUUCCUCUUCAGGGCGCAUGCGUCAAACAUUGCUUUUCAGAUGAAGGAAGCCAGUGUAUCUCUCUCAUGAAGGCUGAUUACUCCAUCCAAUGUUUUACUCCCCAGCACAAGACGUAUUGGCCAUUUGCUGCCGUGUUUUCCGUAUACCCUGUGGGAUUUCCUCUGAUGGUACUGCUGCUUAUUUAUAAAUACCGACAAUCAGAGCGGUAUGAGGAACUUUCUUUUGGACUGAAAGUCUUUUUUGAGAACUACAAGGAUAAAUUUUGGUUCUGGGAAAUAACAGAGAUGUACCGAAAGUUGAUACUUAUUUCACUAAUUUUCCUUUUUGGUUCAGGGGGAGUAUCCCAGAUUGGUCUGACUCUCCUGGUCGUGAGUGUCUUUGGUGUGGCCUACACAUUCUUCCGCCCGAUCAAAGGCAAAUUUGAAGAUCUACUGCAAACCUUUGUUCUGUGGGUUAUCUUCUUUGACGUUUGCCUCGGGGCAAUGUACAGCACCUCUGACGUCACCAAAGAUAAUGACUCCUUGAUCGUGAACAUCCUGUUCGUCGUCCUCAACAGCUCUGUGCUGCUGGUUGCUUUGGGUAAGCCUAAUGAUUAUUCAACUGCUAGUUUCUUGACUGACUCAAUGAGCAGAGCCCCUUCUGGCUUGUGAAAAAUUAAAACCUUAGAUUCUCUUCAAUGAUUCGCAAAGCGGCAUCCUAACAAAGGCAGGAUAAAUAGUAAGUUCGAGAAGAAAGAGAGGAGAGAGAAAAAAAGCGAUGGCCGCACUAUAAGUUUUUAUAUUGGCUUCUUUGCACAGAGAUUUUGGCCGAAAAAGGUCCAUUGACCGAGUAGGUCUAUUUGCUGGAAACGUUUUCAAAAAUCGAGCUACAAAAAAUUGUACAUAAAAGCAGGGAUUUUAUGCCACCAGCACGAAAAAAUUAAAUGCCACUCUUUAGGAAGAUUGCAAUUAAUCUUAGCUAAUCUUAAAUUUUUAAUCCUGUUGAUUUAAAUAUCACAUGAUGUCUUAAACUUUUAUUUUUAGGUAAAGGGAUCGCGCACUUAUCGUUUGUAUACAAAAAGGUGUCAUCGUGUGUCCUACAUUGCAUCAAAAUGAUUCAUCGUGGAUUGGCUUAUAUCAAGAGAAAGAUUGUUAGCUGUUUCCAGACGGUCUUUGGCCAAAGAUCAGAGCCAUUUGAUGUACAAAGGCAUCUUCUGAUCCAAGAGUUCACUUGA
Porites evermanni is the source of this 3611-nucleotide messenger RNA. The record is from the annotation of a GenBank genome assembly. NCBI's taxonomy places the organism in Eukaryota, Metazoa, Cnidaria, Anthozoa, Scleractinia, Poritidae.